Dryobates pubescens (Downy woodpecker) is the source of this 853-nucleotide messenger RNA. RefSeq names its product solute carrier family 25 member 48 (gene SLC25A48). NCBI's taxonomy places the organism in Eukaryota, Metazoa, Chordata, Aves, Piciformes, Picidae. Gene Ontology annotation, molecular function: transmembrane transporter activity. Gene Ontology annotation, biological process: transport. The record is from RefSeq and is a predicted model, not a curated record. Bases 22 to 759 code for a protein of 245 amino acids. The transcript is spliced from 5 exons. Gene Ontology annotation, cellular component: mitochondrion.
GUGGCUGGCUUCUUCAAGGGCAUGUCCUUCCCCCUGGCCAGCGUGGCUGUCUACAGCUCCGUGGUGUUUGGAGUCUUCAGCAACACCCAGCGGCUGCUGGGGCAGCUGCGCCACGGCGACCCCGCGCAGCCCCCGGCCCUGCCCGACAUGCUGCUGGCCAGCACCCUGGCAGGGUUUGUCUCCGUGGGCAUUGGCACCCCUGUGGAUCUGGUGAAGAUAAGGCUGCAGAUGCAGACACAGCCACGCACCGCAGCAGACCCCAAGCUCAAGCCUGCAGUUCCUGGGUUCCCUGUGUACAGAGGCCCAGUGCACUGCUUCAGGACAGUCCUGCAGAAAGAGGGGCUGCCAGGAAUAUACCGAGGUGCUGGAGCAAUGCUCCUGAGGGAUGUGCCUGGCUACUGCCUCUACUUCAUCCCCUACACAUUGCUCUGUGACUGGAGCACCCCUGAAGGAGGCCUUUCCCCCAGCCCCUCCUCGGUGUGGCUGGCUGGGGGUGCAGCAGGAGCCAUUUCCUGGGCAGUUGCCACUCCAAUGGAUGUUGUGAAAAGUCGAAUCCAGGCAGAUGGAGUUUAUCUAAACAAGUACAGAGGCACCCUGGACUGCAUCCUGCAGAGCUACCACAGCGAGGGCUUCAAAGUCUUUUUUAGGGGCAUCACGGUCAAUACAGUGAGAGGAUUCCCAGUGAGUUCAGCCACAUUUCUUGGCUAUGAACUUUCCCUCAAAGCAAUGAGGAGAGGCCAAACUGAGACCAGUCCUUAACUUCCAGAGCUCCUGGAAUCUCACUGCAGUCUGCUCUGCUGCUUGUGAUUGUGGUGAUUAGGAUGAAUCAGAAAAGGAAAACCUGAAGCAAGAA